Messenger RNA from Prorocentrum cordatum, 973 nucleotides. Lineage: Eukaryota; Dinophyceae; Prorocentrales; Prorocentraceae. The record is from the annotation of a GenBank genome assembly.
CCGAAAGGGACGUUGGACGGACCCAGGACCCAGAGACAGAGCCGACCGAAAGGACCGACCGAAGAACAAGGGACCGAAAACCACGAGGGCCACAGUCAGCAAGGCAAGAGACGCUGGCGGCUAGCAAGCUCCAAACCUCUCCUGGGUGGCACGGGAGAGGAGCAUCUAACAAGAGAGAGAGAGAGAGAGAUUAUCUACAACAUGCAGACAAGACAUCACGCAUCACGACAGACAGUGCGCUUGGCACGCAAUCGAACAGAUCUACCGCGCGGCUCAGAGGGCGCAGAGGGGCGGAAGAAGUUCGGAGUAAACUUGAACCCAGCGUUUCCACGAGGGGCCAGCCGUGUAGUCGCCACCGCCUGGCGGGCAUUCCACCAGUCCGCCCCACUGACGGUAGAGCGUCGGACGGGAGCUGUUUCUCGCACACUUGCGCGGGGCUCGACACAUGCAUCCUCGGCGCGAUCAUCUUGGCGACGAUAGCCUGGUGAGGAACGCCAGGAUCAGCAAGGACGUCAUCACAAUCGGCACGAGCACCAGCAUCACCUCCGCGAGGCUCAACGCAGGCAGCCUCGGCCAGACGCAAAUCAGCCAAGCGCCAGCCCGCUUCCAGAGCGUCCACAAAGGUGGCAGCCUGCGGGCGCGGCCGCGGCAGCCUCGGCUGGGCGGUCAUCCCCCGCAGGGGCCCACUCACCUGCGGCAGCGCAGGCCCGCCCGCGCCCAGCGCCUCGCCGACGCCUUGCAACGCCCGCUCGCAGCACGAAGACACCACGGCACCGCACGUGCAUAGGAAGCACGAAGCUCCGUGGAUCGCGCCAGAUGCCGCUUGCGCCACAGCGUGGGCAAGGGGCCUGGAGCAGGGUGGCGCCUCCAAGAGUGCACAGCAACGCCUCGGCCUCAAAGCGGCCAUCCGGCCAGGAUCCACCGCAGCCCGACGACUCGGAGGAAGAGGAGGAACGAGGACGACGGAGGAGGA